CCAUCACUGCGACCACGAUCAACGAAAAAGAUGGCGGAGGCUGCUCGAAAACAAGCGUUGGCUUCACUCAAAGGCUUCCUCAAAUCAGGCGCCUACUCUGAUCUCACCAUCACUUGCGGCAACGACACAUACAAGGUCCACAAGGUCAUCGUCUGCGAGCGCGCCGACUUCUUCGCCCGUGCCACCGAAUUUGGCGGACAAGAGUCGGAGAGCGGUACUGUCGAUCUUCCUGAGGACGAACCGGCCAUUGUCAAGCUCCUGGUUCAGUAUCUCUACGAAGGCGAGUACAAGCCGUUGCUGCCAGACGGCGAAUCUUCAGCAGCGCUACCGUCGGCCAAUGUCAAAGCUUCCCGGCCAAUUCACGACUCAUGUGGGAAUCUUUACAGCUACGACUUUCCCCAUACAUGUUACUCGCCGAACAGUCACUGCAGACAAACUAGAAUCUGUCCACACCAUACUUGUACGUAUAAUGGUUACGGGGGCACGGAAUGCAGGUACGCUUGUUCCAAGUUCAACUGCGAAGAAUGCAACCCUUCCACUCCUCCGCUGCCUUCACUCAAUGGCCAUGCCAGUCAACUCCUUGUCCACGCCAAGAUGUACGAGUACGCCGACAAGUACGACGUCGUAGGACUAAAGGAUCUGGCUAUCGAGAAAUUUAGCAGAGCCUGCAAGCACUUCUGGGACAAGGACGCGUUCUCCAUCGCCGCUCACCAUGUCUUCUCCACCACGGUUGAUACCGAUAAGGGUCUGCGCGACAUCGUCAGUGCCACGAUCAGCGCACACAUGGGGUUGGUCAAGAAGCCAGAAGUCAAGGUCCUCCUGACUGAGUUCAACGGCCUUGCUCUGGGAAUUCUGGAAGAGAAGAUCAUUGAGAAUGGUUGGUAGAGGGAGAUCACACGCUUCUCCGAACUCCGAAGGCUUUCUUGAGAACAUUGGCGCUUAAUGAAGCGACAUCGGAAGUUCUCGAUGGAGGAAUGGGUGAUAUACAAACGCUUGGAGCUUUUGCUAGAAUAGAGCAACAAAAGGCCCGCACAUAAUGUCCCUGGCCGCAAGCUACCAGGACUAGCAUAGCUCGGAAUCCAUUCGUUGUUCAAGGCUAACUCACUUACCGAACUAUGAUGUUCCGUUUAGUACUCACACCUCUCAGGAUAAGCAAGCUCUC
This is a messenger RNA of Alternaria rosae, 1162 nucleotides long. RefSeq lists its product as uncharacterized. Gene Ontology annotation, molecular function: protein binding. Lineage: Eukaryota; Fungi; Ascomycota; Dothideomycetes; Pleosporales; Pleosporaceae. Bases 31 to 885 code for a protein of 284 amino acids. The transcript has 3 exons. The record is from RefSeq and is a predicted model, not a curated record.